AUGGAGAUGACCUCUGGCGAGACCGCUGGGAAGAAGUUAUGGUGGUGCAACCCGAUUUCGUCCAGAUCAUCAGCUGGAAAGACUAUGGGGAAUCCCAUUACAUCGGGCCCCUGUACGACAUUGAUUCUGUCCUACUCGGACGACGACGACAACCCCGACUGUGAGGAAGACACCUCGAACCCCUGCGAUCUCAGCCUUUACUUUUCGUCGUGGGAAGCUCUCCAGGCAGCCAAAGACAUUCCCGAGCUCUGCAUGCCCAUGUACGCCAUGCAGGUUCUGAUGGACACUCUCAACACUGCCCUGCAGAACUACACGGACGUUAACAACGGCUACGACGAAAAGUUCGGCUACUAUGUUAAAUAUCUUCGCGACAUGGUGCCGGAGUCAAUCAAUGCGGUUAUCAAAGAUAACGGUAAAUACGUCCAAUGCUCUCAGGUGAUCAAGGGCGGAUGGUCUGAGCCCAGAUCAUGCUUUAUCCCGAUCGUUAGCGACGCAUGGACCGUCAAGUACACCUUCGUUGAUGAGCAAGGAUUCUACGACGAAUUGCAAUCCAAAUAUGGCAUCCAGCGGGACUGGGUCGAGGUUUCGGACGUCGUCAAUGAAGACAAACUCUGCACCCCAAACCCCCGGAGCGGCGGUAUAGUCUGCCAUAAUAUCAAACAGACAAACCAAAAUAUCCCCCACGCCAAGGCCGACUUCACUAUCCCCAACCCCAAGGACUCAAUCGCUGAUGCGCUGCCCCGGUUUCAAGCUCUCCAGCGCGACGUUGUCUUGACAUGGGCCGAUCUUUCCUUCUUCCUCUGGGACGGGGACGGUGCAGACGCAGUGGAGGCUCUGUCCACUCCCGUCUUCAUGCUCCUCCAAGCGGUCGAAAGCAUGGCAACGGUGAAGGCGAUCGGCGAAAAGGAGAAAGAAAAAGAGGACGAAGAGAAAAAGAAUCUCAUCAUCACCAUCAUCUCUGCGGUCCUGCUCAUUUUCCCCUUUGCGGGCGAGAUUGUUGGCAGCGUCGCGGGGGUAGCCUGGAUCACAGAUGCGGCCCUGUUGGCGGAUGUGACUGCCAAUUUGGCUCUGGCGGGCUACGACAUCGUGACCAACCCAAAGUCAGCGCCGAUGGAUUUAUUGAACAUCUUGUUCUCAGGGACAGGGCGCACCGGGGCGAAUUUAGCCAAGGUAGCGAGUGUUCGGCGCGGGAUCAAGGCGGACGAUCUGGCCAAGUUUGGGAGCGUGUUUAAAGAGAACGAUGACCUGCUUCAGGGUCUGAUUAGAGUCUGUAAGACAUGA
Molecule: messenger RNA, 1281 nt
Organism: Aspergillus viridinutans
Lineage: Eukaryota; Fungi; Ascomycota; Eurotiomycetes; Eurotiales; Aspergillaceae
Exons: 2
Coding region: 1-1281 (426 amino acids)
Source: RefSeq, a predicted model, not a curated record